UGAAAGCAUCCCAGCUACUGAGGUUAACCUGAAUUGAGUUAUCAUCAACUUUGCCACAGUCUAUUAACCAACUGACCAGCAGUUGAACAGAAACACUGAAAAUCUUCAAGGUCAGCAUUCUCAAUACAGGAAGUGGAAAACAAUUUGAUUGUCAUCAGAUCUGCCUGUGAUGAGAGUUUUGACCUGGAACUGACCAGCAUGCCUAUAGCGGCCCAAGUUAGAGUAUCAUGAUAUAACAAGAAGAUCGGCAGUGUGGACCUGUGAGGAGCUUGCUAGCCUGCAGCACUGGGGGAAUGUUACGUAGAUAGUGUUUCCGAUAUACACAGCAACUUGUCUGGGCUGGGAGGGAUGUAGUGAUGCUGCUGCUGGGGUUCCUGCGUCACUUGUUUGUGUGGGGAGGAUCUCGGUGAGUGUUGAUGGCCUCUCCUCCAUCCUGCCUAUGUUGUAGGAAACUCAUCCCAUCCUAGGUCCUGUGAUCUCAUGGAUUUACUUGUGGAAAUGGUACCAGGAAUGUGAACUUCGUGGAUAGCUGAAGAGGUGGAUUUACUUGAGAAACUUCUAGAGACUAUAAAAACUAAACAUAUUUGGAACAAUAUUCAAGACUGUGAAGUUCGACAUCUUUGAUCUAGAUAUUUGGAGGAUUCUAUAUCUAUUCCACUUGGAAUUGUGUUUUGGGACAUGUGACCGAUGGAAUGAGUCACACUCUGUUGUGUAAGCGGUGUUCGACACGUCGUCAUCGGAGCAACAGUCGCUUCCCGUCGUAUCUCCAAUAUGAUGCCACAGCCCAUUCAGGAAGUCAUCAACAGCCUCAUGCUGCCCUACCCCAUGGAGAAAAUUGCCAAGGGCCAUGACGGAUUUGAGGAACUACGCAAGUACAUCAAGCAUGGCAGUGAGUUCACUAAGGAGGUGGCUGUCCUCUUACAAGAGAGGGCGGAUAUUGAAAGCACAUAUGCCAAAGGGUUGGCAAGAAUUGGCAGUAAGCUAGCUAAAGCUGCUGGCACAGGGUUGGGGAGUUUAUCUGAUGGAUGGAAGUCGGCUGCAUUGGCCAUGGAGCAGGAAUCAGAGCUACAUAAAAAUUUAGCUUCUGGAUUGCUGGAAGAAAUUAGCAAACCUCUGAAGUCUGUUGUGGAAACACAAAACAAAGCAAGGAAGCCGAUCGAGGCCAUGGUAGAUAAAGCAUUCAGGAAUCUCACAGACAGACGAGCAGAAGAGUAUAAGGCCAAGAAGAACGCUGUGUCAUGUGCUAAAGAAUAUGAGAAGGUGGAGGAUUCAGAAGUCAAAUCAGGGAAGUCAAAAGACAUAGCAAAGAUGGAGAAGAAGAGUAAGAACUCCCUGGCAGCGGUGCGAAAGGCAGACAAGGACUACGCCGAGUCCUGCUACAAGGGGGAGACUUCAAGGCAGGACUGGGAGUUCACCGUUUCCAAGGGCAGUACCCAGAUGCAACAUUUGGAAGAAGACCGAGUGAAGACGAUGCAGGAAUAUCUCAACAAGUACAACAGCCACAUAUCGGUGCUGCCUCCCAAACUAACACGAAUAUUAGACCACCUCAAUGAAACUGUGAUGGCAGUUGACCUUCAGAAUGACCUUCAGAUUGUUGUGCGUGAGAAAGGCGUGAAGGGUGCCCGGAUGCCGGAACAAGUCUUGAUGGACUGCUAUGCUGAAGAUGGUCAGUUCAACAUGAACCCUGUGCGGCUGCGGAAUGCUCUACAGAACUACCUGCUCUACAUACAGCAGAUGCUGGAGAGGGACCGCAAGGGCAAGGAGGGUGUACAGAAGCUAGUAGAUGUAUACAAAUCCAAGCCUAAUUUCGCUGAUGCUGAUGCACAGGAGGAUGUAAAACAGAGAUUAGAACAGACAACCUUUACUCUCAACUUUCUGGAAGCUAGUCACUACAAGAUCGCCAAGUCACUGGCCAAGGUGGACAAGAGAGACCCGCCAGUCCAUAAGUUCUCUCAGUACAUUGAGACCACCAGGGAAAAACAGGGUCACAUGGUGAGUUUGUUGAAGCUGCCGAUGAACCUGGCGCUGGACGGCAACUCAGACUAUACCUACUCAGCUGGCUCCGUCACGUCGCUAUCCACAGUCGGGGACCACUACUCCACCGUUGAACCAACCUACGACGAUGAUGAGUUUGAAACUGAUGACUUUGAUGAAUUCCCUCCUCUCACGCCGAUCGGGAGAUGCAAGGCGGUGUAUGAUUACGAUGCUGUUCAUGAAGAUGAGAUUUCAAUCAAACAAGGUGACAUAAUCUCGGUGUACGAGAAGCUGGCCGACGGCUGGUGGCAGGGCGAGCUGAAUGGAGAGGUGGGGAUCUUCCCAUCAACAUACGUGGAGGAUAUAAAAUGAGGAGCUGAGAGUCUAGCGUCUGGUGUACAUAGAGAUGUAUUUAUAUACAGCUCCAAGCAUUCUGCAUAAUGUACAUAGCAGUAGGUUACCGUUAAAGCCCUGUAUAUACACAGUAGUGAGCUAUGGUCCGUAUGAUGGAGGAGCUGAUUGUCAUCUGGGUAUUUAUUGAACAAUUAGCAUAUGCUCAUUGGAUUGAAAACAAGGGUGCCAUUCUUGUCAUGAAUGGUUCAAGAGCCUUCUACAAGGUCAUGACUGUUGUAUACCACUCAAUAUUUCCUAAGGACCACAUCUUUACUAUAGGUUACUUUUGAUCCUUACGAAGUGUUGAGUCAUAUAUGUCCGUGUGAAUGGCCUGGGACUGAUUGCUCCGUGGAAUGGUGUGACUUGUAAGCGCCGAAUGUGGAGAGUUCCAGGUGUUGAGAAGACUAUCAUCAUUACUUCAUGAUCUUGUAUUCGCUAUGUUCUUCCAUCACCAUCAAUAUAUACAACUGCUGUGUGGUGUGUUAGUGAUGCUAUAAGGUGGGGCGAUGGGGUAGCCUACUGGGUACAGCGUUCGCUCAUCACUCUGAAGACCUGGGUUCGAUUCCCCUCAUGGAUACAAAUGUGUGAAGCCAAUUUCUGGUGUCCCCUGAUGUGAUAUUGGAGGAAAAUAACUAAAAUUGGAAUAAUACUAAACUCACUCACUGCUUAGUACGAGCUGAUUUCCUUCUUGCAAGACUCUGACUUACAUUGAUUUGUUAAAAACAGCAACUGAAUUACAAAACAGUGUCUCGUGUGUGAGGACGUCAUUGUUCUGAGUACGAGCUGCUUUCAAUAUCACCUGACCUUGACUGAUUAUUAGAAAUAGCUUCUCCGUAAAGCCGAGUUUGUAUUCAUGGUGAAUGAGGAACAUGGUGUGAAUACCCGUGAAGUACUGACAUUGAGGAAGAACACCAGAACUCUGGUAGAUACUGGAUGUUAGUUUAUACUAGUGGUAUGUCAUGUUUGAGUUAAGGAUGAACGUUUUCUACUUUAAUCUAUCAGACACGUAUAGGUUAGAGGUUGUGUGAAACUGCUUCACAAUGUUUAACUGUUUCACCUGUUUCGACUUUACAUGGAGUCAGGUGUUUGGCUCGUCCAAGUUUAACCCUUUCUUGUUUCUACUUAGCUUCAAUUUGCAGAUGAAGAAUCUGUGUAUAUUUUCGUAACUAGUUGAUAUUAACUGUUGAUAUGUGCUGCAGCAUUAUUGUGUCAAGACUUUGUGUAUCAGUGAGGGGUGUAGCCACCCUAUGUUUCCCUUUAGCAUUGCAAGGUAGCAAGACUGUAGAGACUACAGGUCCAUCGACCAAUUACACAGACAUAUUUGUGUACAUACAACACAGGCUUGUGUUCGGCAAUAACAGUUCAAGAUAUUUCCAUCAUUCUUUAAAUUAUGAUCACUCUAGUUUGAGAACAACAAAAUACCUAGUUUUAUAGUUAGAAUAGAUAUGUUAUGGCUUCUCACAUUACAUCCAUGGUUAUCCAGUGUUUUAUGUGUCAGGCCCACCUGUACAAUCAGAAUGAACAUUAUAUGUGAGUUUACAAUCAGACCUCCUUUACAAGAUCCUGAUGCAAUAUUUGGGAAAAUUGAGGUGUGUGCAUAUAACCCCCAAGCCCAUCCUUAUCCUGCCAGUGCUGUUAUUAGUAGACAUUAACCUGAAAAUGAUGUUUACAUUAAUACUAAGAUAGGGGAAGAGUCCUCAUACAACCGGGUCUUUCCAUGCAGGAGUGCACGUCUACUGGGCUUACCGUUACAGAUUUCACUCAGCACUGAACCUAUCAACUAACCCAACUAAAAUAAGGAUGGAAGCGACACUUGAGAUCUGUGAAGCGAGAGUCACAGCAAGCAGCCUGAGUCAAUUAGUUGUACCUGGUAAACUGCUUCAGUUUUAUCUCUAAGUAGACUUAUCCCAUCAAGCAUGAUACAUGUAUUUAUCAUCAUAGAAUAGCAGCAUGAAGCACUGGAUAAUCAAAGGUGUCCCAAUUCAAAUAUUUUUGUUUCAUAGAUUUUUCGUGCACACUGAUGAUAUUACAACAUGCAGUAUGUUGUCACCUACAGACUACAUGAUGCUAUGCAGCCAUUCAGAUAAUCCAAGCUGACAUGAAUUUGCAUAAUAUGUACGCAAGAUCAUCAUUAAUAUCAUUCUGUAUUUAGAUGUCACUCACAAACAUCCAUAGCUGCACAGGGUAACCGUAGGAACAUGCUGGAGUUUGAUUUUCUACUCUCUGAUACAAUAAUAAACAGAUCUGAGAUAUUGAUAUUAAAUAUACAUUGAAUCACGGCCAACUCUCUGAUAUAAUAAUAAACAGACCUGAGAUAUUGGUGUAAAAUAUACAUUGAAUCAUGACCGAAUCAAUUUCUCUUUUUGAAUCA
This is a messenger RNA of Haliotis rubra (blacklip abalone), 4738 nucleotides long. Its product is annotated as nostrin-like. The record is from RefSeq and is a predicted model, not a curated record. Gene Ontology annotation, cellular component: cytoplasm; plasma membrane. Lineage: Eukaryota; Metazoa; Mollusca; Gastropoda; Lepetellida; Haliotidae. The transcript is spliced from 17 exons. Bases 772 to 2346 code for a protein of 524 amino acids. Gene Ontology annotation, molecular function: protein binding.